This is a messenger RNA of Mesorhabditis spiculigera, 1086 nucleotides long. The record is from the annotation of a GenBank genome assembly. NCBI's taxonomy places the organism in Eukaryota, Metazoa, Nematoda, Chromadorea, Rhabditida, Rhabditidae.
AUGCUGGGCAACAACCCAUCCAAUGUCUUGCAGGUGGCCAGCUAUUAUAACAAUCAGGUCACCUAUCGGAAGAACCAGAUUCAUACCAAUAUUUAUCGGGUUAUAAAGCCGGUACAAGAGCUAUUGAAGGAAAUUGAAGCCCAGGAACCCAGGUUUAUCUCGACCUUAGUCGAAAAUAAUGGCCGUUAUGAAGGGUUAAUUGUACAUUCCCCACAUGAGUUCGAGAUCAUUCUCUUUCUCAAUCAGAUGGGUGUUUUCAAUUUCGUGGAUGAUGGCUCAAUUCCCGGUCAUGCCGUUCUCAAGUUGAGCGAUGGACGCAAAAGGUCAAUGUCUCUUUGGGUGGAAUUCAUAACGGCAAGCGGAUAUCUCUCAGCUCGCAAAAUGAGGAGCCGUUUCCAGACAAUUUUGGCUGGUGCUAUGGAAAAGCCGCAGUUCAGAGAUUACUGCAAGCUGCUGACAGAGAGCUCAGAUGUCAGACUACGCGUCGAAAAUGAGUACACAGUGCAGAUUACAUGCGCAUUCAAAUGCAACGGAAUCUGGCCUCGCUCAGCUGCUCAUUGGCCAAAUACAACUGUGCAAUGGCCUUCUCAUGGACUAGCAGCAGAAGUGAAACAAGAAGGUUUUGAUUUGGUCAGCAAGGAGUCUCUAUCCUCUGUGUUGAAUUUAAAUAAACAGGCAAAUUCGAUGGAGGGUGACGCUUGGGGACUAAGUUUCCACGUUGCCGAGAACGCGAUGCUAAGUGGGAAUCGCCGAAAAGCUCUUUCCAUUCUGAAGUCAUUGCGGGAUAAACAUCUCGAAUUUCCGGGCACGCCAAUAACGGCCUAUAUUCUGAAAACGUUGGUGCUAUUCGAAUGUGAAAAGCAUGCAACUGAUUAUGAAUGGGAUGAUGUUAGCAUCGCGGAUCGAUUGAUCGGAGUUCUACUACAACUUGUAUCCUGCCUUCAAUGCCAUCGGUGUUCCCACUAUUUUCUCCCACAUCUCGAUUUACUCCGUGGAAAGCCCGUCCAUCUACUCGACGAAGGGGCUCGCAAAGCUUGGCGCCUUGUUCGAACGUUAAUGCUCAACACCCGCGCCUUGGAAAGUCUC